AUGCGCAUAACUUUUCGCGUGUCCAUCGCUGUCGCCCUGGUCGUCGCCAUCCUCCUCGUCAAGAAUCAUUUAGAUUCCCUCGAACCACAAUGGCAAGCCGACCGCGGCGCUGACCUCGCUCCCGAAAUCGUGUUGGACAGCGCGGGCGCACAUAUCGAGCUGGUCUCGGCCAAUUCCAAUCCCAAUCCCAAUCCCGCACAACUCUCACCCUCAUACUCUUCUCAUUCUUCGCAUUCCGCAUAUUCUUCUUCACCAAUGGCGCCGAAAUCUAGUCCAGCACCCCCGUCCAAAACAUGGCCCGAGCCGACGAAUCCGCCAGUCACGCCGACAAAGUUCCAGCCGAAAUCGAUUCCGGUCGAUGUCCCGGGCGCGAAUGAUGAUAUUUGGCAAUAUCCUUUUUGGGCGGAUAGGGAUGAUGAAGUCGGGGUUAUUCAUAAUUUGAAUGUGAAACCGAAGCCUAAGGCCAAGUCCACUCCUAAGCCGAAGGUCUCGCCGUAUCCCGAUCGCAUAGUCGUCUUGGGUCGGAUGUCGUGGGAGGACUCGGAUUGGUUGGAUGAUGAGUUGCCUGAAUGGCAACAUGCAGUCUACGUGGUUGACGAGCCCGACUCGGAAUUCACAGUCCAAAUGAACAAGGGCAAAGAAUCCAACAUCUACCUCCAGUAUAUCAUCGACCACUAUCACAAACUCCCCGAGUACAUGGUCUUCCUGCAUGCUCACCGCAACGCCGAGCACGUCGAAUUCUGGGAGCAAGAUAACGCCCUGACUGUACAACGUCUCCAAUUGGAUUACUUGAAGAAAGUCGGUUAUGUCAACCUCCGCUGUGGUUGGGGUCCAGGCUGCCCAGACGAAGUCCAUCCCUUCCGCCAAAUGGAAGGACGUACAACGGAAAUCGCGUUUGCGGGCGCCUGGAUACGUAUCUUUAAUAACACUGAUGUCCCCGAGGUGGUGGCUACCCCGUGUUGUGCGCAAUUUGGAGUGACCAGGGCACAGGUCCACACCCGGCCUUUGAGUGAUUAUCAGUCCUUUCAUCGCUGGCUGAUGGAGACCGAGUUGGAUGAUGAGACGAGCGGUCGUGUGUUUGAGUAUUUGUGGCAUAUUAUUUUCGGGCAGGAUCCCGUUUUUUGUCCAUCAAAACAACAGUGUUACGAGGAUGUAUAUGGAAUGGAGUGGGAUCCUGCCUAUGAGGAUGACUACAUGGAUUGGAUCAAUGAUGAAUUUUGGGAUUUACCGUAUAGAAAGUGA
Messenger RNA from Penicillium subrubescens, 1242 nucleotides. Its product is annotated as DUF3431 domain-containing protein. Lineage: Eukaryota; Fungi; Ascomycota; Eurotiomycetes; Eurotiales; Aspergillaceae. The transcript is spliced from 3 exons. The record is from RefSeq and is a predicted model, not a curated record. The coding region runs from base 1 to 1242 and encodes 413 amino acids.